Molecule: messenger RNA, 1501 nt
Organism: Sander lucioperca (pikeperch)
Lineage: Eukaryota; Metazoa; Chordata; Actinopteri; Perciformes; Percidae
Gene: pigu
Product: phosphatidylinositol glycan anchor biosynthesis, class U
Exons: 12
Coding region: 53-1360 (435 amino acids)
Biological process (GO): attachment of GPI anchor to protein; protein localization to cell surface
Cellular component (GO): GPI-anchor transamidase complex; membrane
Source: RefSeq, a predicted model, not a curated record
UAAUUUCCCAUCGUGCACCUCGCAGGGCGGAGGAAAGGGCUUCCUUGUCAAGAUGGCGGCUCCCUUGACACUACUUUUGAUUGUGGCUGUUACGAUCCGUGCAGCGCUGUACAGAUCCAGUUUAGCGGACUUAAUAUCGGAGAGAGUGGAGGUGGUGUCUCCGCUGACCGCCUGGAAGAGAGUUGUUGAAGGCUUGGCUCUGCUUGACUUGGGAGUCUCACCGUACUCUGGAGAUGUUUUCCAUGAGACUCCUCUCAUCAUUUACUUCUUUCACUUUUUGGUGGACUAUGCAGAGAUAACGUUUAUGUUGGCAGAUGUGAUCACUGCUGUGGCUCUCUACAUGACAGUGAAGGACUACAACAAACAAGUGUUCAGAAAGCAGAAAUAUGCCCUGGAGGCAGACCGCUACCCCCUCGACUGCCUGGAGCUCAUCAGGAGCCCCAAAGAAAUGUACUACAUCCCUCUGAAAGUAGCCAUGUUUUACCUAUUGAACCCGUUCACCAUCCUGUCCUGCGUCGCCAAGUCAACCUGUGGCCUGAACAACGCCGUCAUCGCCCUUUUCAUCCUCUCUACAAUCAAAGGAAAUGUUUUGCUGAGCGCCGUAUUUCUGUCCUUGGCCACAUAUCAGUCCAUCUAUCCUCUCACUCUGUGCGCCGCAGCGCUGCUCUAUUUGAUGCAGCGUCAGUACAUCCCGGUGAACUACCGGCGGGCCAGCUUCUGGUGGUUCAUUGCUCAGUAUGCCUUCAUGUACCUGGGCAGCCUGUUCGUCAUCGUAUGCCUCUCCUUUUUCCUGCUCGGCUCCUGGGACUACCUGCCGUCGGUCUACGGCUUCAUUCUCUCCGUACCAGACCUGACCCCGAACAUCGGCCUCUUCUGGUAUUUCUUCGCCGAGAUGUUUGAACACUUCCGCCUCUUCUUCCUCUGCGUCUUCCAGAUCAACGUCUUCUUCUACACCAUCCCCCUGUCCAUCAAACUCAAAGAGCAUCCGGUGUUUCUGAUCUUCAUGCAGUUGGCUGUGAUCUCCAUCUUUAAGUCUUACCCCACUGUGGGAGACAUCGCUCUCUACCUGGCCUUCCUUCCUGUCUGGAGUCACCUGCACAGAUUCUUGAGGAACAUCUUCCUGGUGUCCUGCGUCCUGCUCGCCUGCUCGGCUCUGUUCCCGGUUCUCUGGCACCUCUGGAUCUAUGCCGGCAGCGCCAACUCCAACUUCUACUACGCCAUCACACUGCUGUUCAACGUGGCACAGAUUCUGCUGGUGUCGGAUUAUUUCUACGCCUUUUUGAGGAGAGAACAUCAUCUCACCUACGGAUUGUAUCUGAAGAGAAAAGACGGCUCCGAGGCUACACUAGUUCUUAAAUAAACACACACACACACACACACACGCCUGCACACACACACACACACACACACACACACACACACUCAUACGCACACCACCAUCUGGCUGGCAGCCUCUACGAGGAAAAGAGAGACUGCUCGAGGUCUCACUUCACCUCAAAGG